Nothobranchius furzeri (turquoise killifish) is the source of this 2628-nucleotide messenger RNA. RefSeq names its product N-acetyltransferase 9 (gene nat9). The record is from RefSeq and is a predicted model, not a curated record. Gene Ontology annotation, molecular function: N-acetyltransferase activity. Lineage: Eukaryota; Metazoa; Chordata; Actinopteri; Cyprinodontiformes; Nothobranchiidae.
UUUGGCACGCUGAGCGCAGCCGCAUUUGAAACCGUAGAACGUGAAUGAGCACCUCUCCCUGAACUGAGCUAGCCGGACAUGAAAUUGUAACUUUAAGUCUAGUUUAUCACCAUGAAAGUAAAUGAAAACACUUUACUGGAAGGACACAAAGUCGUGUUGGUUCCUUACAACGAGGAGCACGUGCCCAGAUAUCACGAGUGGAUGAAGUCUCCUGAGCUGCAGCAGCUGACUGCCUCAGAGCCGCUGAGCCUGGAUCAGGAGUACGACAUGCAGAAGAGCUGGAAGGAAGAUGAUGACAAGUGCACAUUCAUCAUCUUGGACAAGCAGAGGUGGGCGGACCCCAGUGUUGACGAGGAGCAAUGCAUGCUGGGAGAUGUCAACAUCUUCCUGACUGACCCCACUGACCUGUCCUUAGCUGAGCUGGAGGUCAUGAUAGCAGAGCCGAGCUACAGAGGAAAAGGCAUCGGGAAAGAAGUGACGCUCAUGAUGAUGCACUACGGAAUCACCAAACUCGGGGUCAAAAGGUUUGAAGCUAAAAUAGGUCUGGACAACCAGGUCAGCAUCGCCAUGUUCAAAAAACUGCACUUCCAGCAGGUGUCCGUGUGUAACGUGUUCAAAGAGGUGACCCUUGAGCUAACGGUGGAUGAGUCCAUUCAGAAGAAGCUGCAGGACGAUGUGGCCUACAUGAAAGAACGAGACUUCAGACUGGCACGCAGCAACAGACAUGAGUUUAUCUGAUAAAAAGUCUCUGUUCUGAGCUCCUCAUUCCCUCCUAAAGACUUUGGGUUGAGGAACAGUUUAUUCUGCACUUAAAAAAAGGCUGAAUGUGGCAAAUUUGGAUCAAGAAUUCAUUACCUCCAUCUGGUAUCGAAAACAAGAACAAAAGAUUAUUUUUAGGUGUUAAAAAGUGCACACUUCCUCUCUUCCUCCUCUCAAUGAAAAUGGUUUAUUUAUGAGGGACUAAAAAACAUUCAUGUCCUCUCUGUGUUUACAGAUUAGUCUUUUAACCUUUGUCAGACGUAAACAUUUGUUUUCUGUGCUUCUGCUUUUCCAGCUUUUUGCUGUAGGAAACAAAACUUCGGACAGACCAACGCCGACAGUUUUUUCCUGCCAUAAUUGACGUUUUAAGGUCUCGUGUUUCAACCAUCCAAUGACCUCACUCACAGUAAUGCUUUUGGAAUCGAGGAGAAUUAGGAAAUGCUUCUCGUCCAUCACGCUAACCGAUUUAUUUACACUUUCUGUCCAUUUGCUCUGGGGAGCUCAGCUGUUGGGAGCUUCAGAUGAAAUCGAAGCAAAUCUCAACAUAACAUCUAAGGUUUUCUUCCAAACAAUAUAUAUAAUUAUAAAUCACAAUAUUAUCAAAAUAUAUUGAUAUUAAUCGUUGAUAUAAAGAGCUCAGAAUGGAAAAUGUUAUAGAAAGCACAUUUAAUGGUGACACAUCACUAUAAAGCUUAAUUUAUGUUAUGAAUUAUUUGACAGAAAUUCUAAAUACCAUUUUUUAAAUUAAAUAUGAAUAUUUUCACUUUUUUUAUCUGUCUCACUUUUAACAGUUCUGACAUAUUUAAGCUCCGUAGUUUUAACCUUUCAGACAUUUGAACAAACAAAAGCUUUUUAUUGCAAACAUGUUUACCGUUGUUACAAAACACCUAUUUUUUGCAGUGCAGCCAGUUAACCCUCUGGAGGCAGGCGUUGCAGAUUAGCAACGUUAAAACCUACCUACCUGGUUACUCCACCUACGUAUUUCAUGAACACUUUUUAACUCAGAAGUACCCCUGAAGGACUUAGUUGUUCGUCCUUUUAUCAAAACUUAUUUUGAGCCUGAGAGGGUUAAGGGUGCAUGUUCAGCAGGAACACCAUCCAUCUUCUGAACCCGCUCUGUCCACACAGGCUCAAUGGGCAAUCAGGCGGGGUACACCCUGGACAGGUUGCCGUCCAUCGCAGGGCUAGCAGGAACACGUUGAAUAAAAAAAACAAAGCUUCCACUGUUAUGAGUACCUCAGAGGCGGACCACUCAUCCAACGUGAACUAAUGGUUUUUAGUCACAGAAGAUUCAGAUCCUAGAGAAAAGUUGGAAAAAUGUUUCAUCUCUCCACGACCAACCCAACGAAACCAUUCUUGAACAUUUUCUGCAGCUGGGUUUUAUUUAGCAUUUUCUGUGUUGGAUGUUUUAGAUUGGUGUUGACAUUUGUGUUUGUAGUUUAUUGGUAAUUUAGUUUGAAUGGAAAUUUAACAGCUUAAUUCCAAGGUUUUCACUCCUCUUUGUUGAGAGGAAAACUGGUGAAUAAAAAGGCUUCAAACCUGCAGCAGCAAUAACUGGGAUUGUUUGUAAUUAUCAAAAAUAUCAGAGUACGCAUCUCACUUAACCGAGCUAAUGCAAGAUUCAGACUUCUGAAGCUGGAUGUGGGACCUCACCCUGAUUUAUUGGUUGCAGAUUUUGUCACGAUCAACAAACAUUUAAUUUCAACCUGCCUGUUAGAAUUAUUCAUGAGAAACCAUUUUUAAGAGUUGGUGAUACAAAUAUAAAGCUAAAGCUGUAUCUGUUAUUUAAACUGUGAACAUAAAAACUUCUUCCUGGUUUACAAAUAAAAUUGAAACCGUUCCUAAAUUAAAUUUGCAUCUUUGGCAAAA